Panicum hallii is the source of this 2091-nucleotide messenger RNA. Its product is annotated as homeobox-leucine zipper protein ROC8-like. The transcript is spliced from 10 exons. The record is from RefSeq and is a predicted model, not a curated record. Gene Ontology annotation, molecular function: DNA binding; lipid binding. Bases 1 to 2091 code for a protein of 696 amino acids. NCBI's taxonomy places the organism in Eukaryota, Viridiplantae, Streptophyta, Magnoliopsida, Poales, Poaceae.
AUGGACUCCGGCGACGAACCCGAGGGCUCCAACAACAACCAGCACCAGCGGAAGCAGUACCACCGCCACACCCCGCACCAGAUUCAGCAGCUCGAGGCGAUGUUCAAGGAGUGCCCGCACCCGGACGAGAACCAGCGCGCCGCGCUCGGCCGGGAGCUCGACCUGGAGCCGCAGCAGAUCAAGUUCUGGUUCCAGAACCGCCGCACCCAGAUGAAGGCGCAGCACGAGCGCGCGAGCAACUCCUUUCUGCGCAUGGAGAACGACAAGAUCCGAUGCGAGAACGUCACCAUGCGCGAGGCGCUCAAGAACGUCAUCUGCCCCAACUGCGUCGGCCAGCCCGUCACGGACUACUUCGACGCGCAGAAGCUCCGCAUGGAGAACACCCAACUCAAGGAAGAGCUGGACCGUAUGUCGAGCAUCACCUCCAAGUACCUCGGACGGCCGUUCACGCAGGCGCCGGCGGUGCUGCCUACGUCCGUGCCGUUGCUGGACCUGUCCGUGGGCGGGGGGCUCGGCGGCGGGCCGUCGCUGGACCUCGACCUCCUCAGCGGGUGCUCCUCAGGGAUGCUGCCGCCGGUGACGGAAAUGGAGCGCCCCAUGAUGAUCGAUCUGGCGGCGCGCGCCAUGGACGAGCUCAUCCGGCUCGCGCAGGCCGGCAGGCAGCUCUGGGUCAAGGGCGUGCCCGGGGACGCGCUGGAUACGCUCAACGUCGCCGCCUACGACAGCCUCUUCGCCGCGCCGGGCGGCGCGUUUCGCCCGCCGGACAUCAGCGUCGAGGGGUCCAGGGACUCGGGGCUCGUCUUCAUGAGCGCCGUUGCGCUCGUCGACGUCUUCAUGGACACGAACAAGUGGACGGAGUUCUUCCCCGGCAUCGUGUCCAAGGCGCACACCGGCGAUGUCCUCAUGAGCGGCUUGUGCGGCAGGAGCGAGUCGUUGAUCAUGAUGUACGAGGAGCUGCACGUCGUGACGCCCGUCGUCCCGACCCGCGAGUUCAGCUUCCUCCGCUACUGCAAGCAAAUCGAGCAGGGCCUGUGGGCCGUCGCCGACGUCUCCCCGGACGGGCUGCGCGACGUGCCCUACGGCACGCCGCCGCGCUCGCGCCGGCUCCCGUCGGGGUGCCUCAUCGCCGACAUGUCCAAUGGCUACUCCAAGGUGACCUGGGUCGAGCACAUGGAGAUAGAGCAGACGCUCCCCAUCAGCGCGCUCUACCGCAACCUGGUGCUGAGCGGCGCCGCGUUCGGGGCGCACCGGUGGCUCGCCGCGCUGCAGCGCGCGUGCGAGCGCGUCGCGUCCCUCGCCAUGCUCGGGGCGCCGCAUCACGACCUCGCCGGAGCCGGAGUGACUCCGGAGGGGCAGCGAAGCACGAUGAAGCUGUCGCAGCAGAUGGUGGGCCUCUUCUGCGCAAGCCUGAGCUCGUCGCCGCUGCAGCGGUGGGUGCUGCUGCCGGGCACGACGGACGUGAGCAUCCGCGUGGCCGCGCAGCGCAGCGCCGAGCCGGGCCAGCCCAACGGCGUCGUCCUCACCGCCGCCACCUCCAUCUGGCUGCCCGUCCCCGCCAACCACGCCUUCGCCUUCCUCCGCGACGAGAGCGCGCGAUCCCAGUGGGACAUCCUGGCGCACGCCAAUCAGGUUCAGGAGGUGCUGCGCAUCCCCAAUGGCUCCAACCCUGACAACUGCGUUUCCGUGCUGAGAGGGACGAUGACCGACGCGAACCAGGACGGCAUGCUGAUCCUUCAGGAGAGCUGCACGGACGCGUCGGGGUCGUCGCUGGUGGUGUACUCGCCGAUCGACCUCCUGACGGCGAACGUGGUGAUGAGCGGCGAGGACGCGUCGGGCAUCCCGCUGCUGCCGUCGGGCUUCGCCAUCCUGCCCGACGCCCGGCCGGGAUCCGGCGCGGGCGCGACCAGCUCCAGCAGCGUCGGCCCGCUGGGGAAAAUCUCGCCGGGCUGCGUCGUCGCCGUCGCGUUCCAGAUCCUCGUCAGCAGCCUGCCGUCGUCCCGGGUCGACGCCGAGUCCAUGGCCACCGUCACCGGCCUCAUCGGCACCACCGUGCAGCAGAUCAAGGCGGCGCUCAACUGCGCUGGCCACUGA